Molecule: messenger RNA, 303 nt
Organism: Botrytis byssoidea
Lineage: Eukaryota; Fungi; Ascomycota; Leotiomycetes; Helotiales; Sclerotiniaceae
Exons: 3
Coding region: 1-303 (100 amino acids)
Biological process (GO): fatty acid metabolic process
Molecular function (GO): long-chain fatty acyl-CoA binding
Source: RefSeq, a predicted model, not a curated record
AUGUCCGCCUUUGAAACCGCCGUUAUCGAUUCCAAGAAGCUUACUAGCAAGCCUGGAUCUGACGAUUUACUCGAGAUUUACAGUUUAUACAAAGUAGCCAUCGGUGACGACAUCUCCAAGGCUGAGACUCCAGGAAUGUUCGACAUCAAGGGCAAAGCCAAGAAGAAGGCGUGGCAAGAAAAGGUCGAUUCCGGCAUCACAGCCGACGAAGCUAAAGAGAAAUACGUCGCCAAGAUCGAGGAAUUAAAGGAGAAGUGUGGAUAUGAUGCCGAUAAGGUUCCUGAGGCUGUUGGAGGAAACUAA